AUGGGAAUGCAAACUGAGAAGGUUAGGUUUAAUGUUGGAGGUGAUCUUUAUGUCCCUCCUCACAUACCUGACAAAUUAUUCUACAGGGAAGCUCUCUACUAUGGUUUAUUCGCUCAAGCAAUUAGAGCAAGUCCUGAUGGAGGUUGUGCUGUGGCUCAUGGUAGCGUCGUUCGUAUAUAUGACUGGAUGCUUGAAGAACACCAGUCAUUAAAUCUUGAUUACCGAAUAGUUAACGAUACUGAGUGGAUUGAUUCAGAGAAUUUAGUGAUGAGUGUUUGCCAAGGCCAGAACUUAAGUUGGGAAGUUGGAGGCAUAGGUGUUGUUAGUUCAUCAACAGGGAAAUUGAGGCACAGAUUUCAGUUAAACGAAGAAAAAGAUAAGGUCAAAGGCUUCGACGCUGGAGCUUUAUGUUUUAACUCUGAUAAUAAAAUAUUUGCUAGUAGUAGUGGAAAAAGUAACAAAGGACUUGGAGUAUGGGAUCAAGUUACCGGGAAACUAAUUGCUGUUUCAAUUCUAAAAGUCGCAUCAAUGUUUUGGAUUUUUAGAGAUAAACGAAUUGUCUGGUCUUGGUCUGAUGAUAAGUUUACUUGUAGUAGUACUCAUGUUGUUGAUGCUAUUCCAUUAGGAGAAACUAAUUCUAUUUGUGUGGUUCGUAAUAAUGAAAAUUUGGGAUUUUUAGAUUUCAGAAAUCCCAAAGAACGCGUGAGAUGGAAUUCGUAUAGUAGGAUCAAAGACGUCAAAAAUCAUGGUCCUAACUUAGUUCCUGUUGAUCAUCCUAAGUUAAUGUUUCAUGAAGGGCAGCUUUUCUGUUCCAUUGAUGAUGAUAUAACUGUGUAUCAUGGUGGUGUUGAUCAAUAA
Molecule: messenger RNA, 858 nt
Organism: Papaver somniferum (opium poppy)
Lineage: Eukaryota; Viridiplantae; Streptophyta; Magnoliopsida; Ranunculales; Papaveraceae
Product: BTB/POZ domain-containing protein At4g30940-like
Exons: 4
Coding region: 1-858 (285 amino acids)
Source: RefSeq, a predicted model, not a curated record